UUUUUUUAUUUAACCCAACAGUAUGUCCGACCAUACAAACGUCAACUAAGAAGUGGAGAGUUCCUCCCACCAAAAUACGCUCUGGAGCUGCUUGUCAUCCAUGCGUGGGAGAGCAUGGGUCUGGGAGACAAUUUUGAUACUGCUGCAGGAUUUCGCACAGUAAUGGAAUUGAUUGUUAGAUACAGAGAGCUGUGGCUAUUCUGGACGAAGAACUAUAACUUUGUCAAUUGCUUUGUGGCUGACUUCCUGAAAAACAAACUUAAAGAACCAAGACCGAUGAUACUCGACCCUGCAGAUCCAACUGGAAAUGUUGCUGGAAAUGCUCGAUGGGACUUGGUUGCAAAGGAAGCCAAAAAAUGCUUACAGCAAGUCUGUGCACAGAACGUUGAACCCUGGAAAGUUGAGCCCAAUUUGUUAAUCGCUCAUCAGUGUGACAACCAGUACAACCUAUAUCGAGCGCCAAUCUCACAAGGAGACUGCUAAUAUGAGGGAACCGGUGACACCAGUGCGUUCAGCGUUGAUUUCAAUCGGGGAUGAUUUAUCACAAUGUUGAAGUGGAAUAUCAGCGAAGGCGUCAUCUUUUCCACAUGUGAAGUUCAAUUCUGAUGAAAUGCAAACGAUCAGGAGUUUUCUCUAAAAAAAAGUCAAUCCGAUUCAAAUCUUGCCUUUUAAAACAUGGUAUUAAAAUUCACUGCAAUUGUGUUCGCUUUGAGACGUAAUAUCACUGGGGAAAACAUUCUCCCCACCUGCUGGCGUGUUGGGGACACUAACCCUGAAUUUGUUGGCUUCGGGGCCAUGGAUCGAGAACAGUUCGAGGGUUUUCAGGGAAGGAAAGGACAGGUGUCCGUAAAGGAAGAGACAAAAUCCGAGCUAGGGGCAGGGCUAAAAUUAGAGGCACGCCCUCCCUGCCCAGAAACUAAAACCGGCACACCCUCUCAUUUGCCGUGCAAUAAAACAAGCCCCAGCAGGCGCCGAUGGAAGCA
Messenger RNA from Rhincodon typus (whale shark), 983 nucleotides. Its product is annotated as 2'-5'-oligoadenylate synthase 2-like. The transcript is spliced from 3 exons. Gene Ontology annotation, cellular component: cytosol; nucleoplasm; membrane. Lineage: Eukaryota; Metazoa; Chordata; Chondrichthyes; Orectolobiformes; Rhincodontidae. Gene Ontology annotation, molecular function: double-stranded RNA binding; 2'-5'-oligoadenylate synthetase activity. The record is from RefSeq and is a predicted model, not a curated record. Gene Ontology annotation, biological process: negative regulation of viral genome replication; defense response to virus; regulation of ribonuclease activity. Bases 115 to 483 code for a protein of 122 amino acids.